UCAAGUAUAAAACACUAAUAAAAACAUUGUAAACAUUGUGAAUACAACAAUCAGAAAUUACAUAGAUUAAAAUAAUAAAAUUGAAAUUAUAUUUAUUAAUAAAAUGGCACAAUUGGAUAAACAUCAGUUUAAGAAGAUUGAUCAACAAUUGUUUACUGACUCAUUUAAUUUUUGUUGGGAACUUUUGAAAAGUAAAAAAUAUUAUCUCUGUGAACGUGAGACCAAUAUAUUUUCAAGGUUGUCAUUAAAUUAUGGGCAAGACAUGUAUGACGCCAUGAUGAUAAUUAUGAACAAAAUUAUAAAAUCUAAUGAACACAAAGUUGUAGUUGAAAAGUCAAAAGUUGGAUCAAAAAAAAUUGUAACAACAGAAGCCACUCGUGAUUCAGGUUAUAAUAAUAAUUAUAAUCAAUUGAAUCAACAACAGCAACAACAACAAGUUGACAAAGUUAGCAGUCAAGACAAAAUGAUAUCGAAAAAAAAAAAAAUAUCAGUUGGUGAAGUUCAUUCCAAGAAGAUGUUUAAAGCAGAUAACAAAAAAAAUAGCUGUGAUGAUUCAAGUAAUGCUAAAAAUAUACAAAUUACUCCUUCAAAUGGGAACAAAGAUGAAAUGUUGUCAGUCACAGAAGAUUCGAUUGAUGUUAAUGAAAGACACAACUCGGACAAUCAGUCAAUUGGACUCACAAUAAAGUCAAAUAACAUUUCCAAUUCAUUUAAUAAUAAUAAUCAAAGUUACUCGAAUGAAGUCAUUGAAAAUGUUGAUUAUCAAAAGAACAUAAGAAUUCGUACUGGAUCACUUGUUGAUGAUGAUGAACUAAGCUCUACCGCAGACAAAUAUGACCUUGAUGAUAAUGAUAUUGAUGUUGUUGAUGAUGAUGAUGAUGAUGUUGAUGAUAAUAGCCUAAAUCAAAAUAAAAGUCUUAAAGAUGAAGUUAAGGUUUAUGAUUCAAUUUCUUUUGAAGAAAAAACGCGUGUAGUCAAAUUGGCAAUAGAAAAUCCCAAUUGGUCAUUAGAUUUGUUAAGAGAACAAAGUGGAUGUGAAAAUAUUAAAGAUCGCCGUCAAGUUGAAGUGUGGAAAAAUCAUAUUGAACAAGGAGGAUCUCGUCGUGAAAAAAUGAACUUUGUAAAUAACUGGGUUUUAAAUAAGUGCAUCGAGAACCAAAAAAAAGGAGAAGUAAUUACAAACAAAAAAAUUAGAACAUGGGGACUUGAAGCAAAAAAAAAUUGUAAACCUAUUAAAUUCACAGCAAGUGAUGGCUGGUUAUCAAAAUUUAAAAAAAAACAUGAAAUUACUGGUGAACCAACUAAUCUAAAGAUUAAUUGUAACUUGCAAAAAAACAAAUCAUAAUCUUCAUCAAACAUUUACGUUUCUAUGAACUAAAAGUUAAAGUCGUUAAUCUUGCAAAUGUAAAUCCACAUUAGAAUUUGAAAAGACUAAGAGAACUCUACAAUUGGAAGAAAGUUGUUUAAAAUUUCAACGAGAAAAAAGCCACUGGUCUUUUCAUUGAAAAAUUUAAUUCUGCUUCAGUGCAAUACGAAUAUAAUAUCAUAUAAUGAAAAUAAAAAUACAAGUUCAAGUGGAGACAAAGCAAAUGAGGGCAAAUUACUGACCAUUAUUUUCACUGGUUGAUAAUGAUCGUUGAGUAAUUAUUGGAUUUCAUUACAACAAAAGUUACCUAAUUUAAAAGAUACUUUUAUAAAUAAAUUUUUAAGUAAU
Molecule: messenger RNA, 1714 nt
Organism: Aphidius gifuensis
Lineage: Eukaryota; Metazoa; Arthropoda; Insecta; Hymenoptera; Braconidae
Product: DNA ligase 1-like
Exons: 2
Coding region: 104-1345 (413 amino acids)
Source: RefSeq, a predicted model, not a curated record